Molecule: messenger RNA, 3736 nt
Organism: Chionomys nivalis (European snow vole)
Lineage: Eukaryota; Metazoa; Chordata; Mammalia; Rodentia; Cricetidae
Product: cytochrome P450 2D4-like
Exons: 11
Coding region: 375-1877 (500 amino acids)
Biological process (GO): arachidonate metabolic process; xenobiotic metabolic process
Cellular component (GO): cytoplasm; intracellular membrane-bounded organelle
Molecular function (GO): iron ion binding; oxidoreductase activity, acting on paired donors, with incorporation or reduction of molecular oxygen, reduced flavin or flavoprotein as one donor, and incorporation of one atom of oxygen; heme binding
Source: RefSeq, a predicted model, not a curated record
CUUCCUCUUCAGAGUUGCUGCUCCUCACACACCCCUCCUCCUCAGAACUCUGCUUCCCAGAGCUCCUCCUCCAGUUCCUCCAGGGCUCCAGAAACCACUUGCUCUCCGCUGGGCUUCAGACCUGCUACUGUCAAGGCUGGGCUUGUGAGUCUGCCACUCUGCUGCAGAAGAGGAUGUACCUGAGUGUUUCUGUAAGGAGUUUCCAGUGAGCUUUAACUAAGGCAAAAAGAUCUACCUGGAUGUUGGUGGUACCACAGAUUGAAUAAAAGGGAGAAAGGAGGAAGCGAGCUGGGCAUCCGUAUUGAUCUCCUCCUGCUAUCUGAAGGGGCUGGAGUGAGGACCAAGAAGUGUUUCCAGACAGCAUAGGGGCAGGCAUGGGGCUGCUGACUGGGGCUGAGCUGUGGUCCGUGGCCAUAUUCUUGGUCAUCUUCCUGCUUCUGGUGGACCUAAUGCACCGGCGCCACCGCUGGACUGCCCGCUAUCCACCAGGCCCUACGCCAUUGCCUGUGCUUGGGAACCUGCUGCAGGUGGACUUCCAGAAUAUGCCAGCGGGCUUCCAAAAGCUGCGAUGCCGCUUUGGGGAUCUGUUCAGCCUACAGCUGGCCUUUGAGCCAGUGGUUGUCCUAAAUGGACUGACAGCCCUGCGUGAGGCACUGGUGAGACACAGCGAGGACACUGCUGACCGGCCACUACUGCAUAGCAGUGACCACGUGGGCUUUGGACCGCGUUCUCAAGGUGUGCUCCAAGCACAGUAUGGGUCUGCCUGGCGUCAGCAGAGGCGCUUCUCUGUGUCCACCUUUCGUCACUUUGGCCUGGGCAAGAAGUCACUGGAGCAGUGGGUGACCGAGGAGGCCAGAUGCCUCUGUGCUGCCUUCACCAACUAUAAUGGACACCCUUUCAGCCCUAACGCCCUAUUGGACAAAGCAGUGUGCAAUGUGAUUGCAUCCCUCCUCUACGCCUGCCGAUUUGAGUAUGAUGACCCACGCUUCAUCAGGCUUCUGAACUUGUUGAAGGAUACUAUUGACCAGGAAUCUGGCUUCCUGUCCAUGCUCUUGAAUGGGAUCCCAGUGCUCCUGAACAUCCCAGGGCUGCCUGACAAGGUCUUCUCUGGAAAAAAGGCCUUCAUGGCCCUGCAGGAUGAGCUGCUAACUGAGCACAAGAUGACCCGGGACCCUACCCAGCCACCCCGAGACCUGACUGAUGCCUUCCUGACAGAGGUGGAGAAGGCCAAGGGAAACCCUGAGAGCAGCUUCAAUGAUGAGAACCUGCGUAUGGUGGUGGCUGACCUGUUCACUGCAGGGAUGGUGACCUCUUCUAUCACGCUGUCCUGGGCCCUGCUGCUCAUGAUCCUGCACCCGGAUGUGCAGAGCCAUGUCCAACAGGAAAUUGAUGAAGUCAUAGGGCAGGCGCGGUGUCCAGAGAUGGCAGACCAGGCCCGCAUGCCCUACACCAAUGCUGUCAUUCAUGAGGUGCAGCGAUUUGGUGACAUCCUCCCACUUGGAGCACCUCACAAGACAUCUCGUGACAUUGAAUUGCAGGGCUUCCUUAUCCCUAAGGGGACGACCCUCAUCACCAACCUGUCCUCAGUGCUGAAGGAUGAGACUGUCUGGGAGAAGCCCCUCCACUUCCAUCCUGAGCACUUCCUGGAUGCCCAGGGCCACUUUGUGAAACAUGAGGCCUUCAUGCCAUUCUCAGCAGGCCGCCGAGCUUGCCUGGGGGAGCCCCUGGCCCGCAUGGAGCUCUUCCUCUUCUUCACCUGCCUCCUGCAGCGCUUUAGCUUCUCGGUGCCCAGCGGACAGCCCCGACCCAGCGACCAUGGGGUCUUCAGGGGUAUGACAGCCCCAUCCCCGUACCAGCUCUGUGCUUUUCCCCGCUAAGAGGAAGGACAAAAUCUCACUGCCCUGCUGAGGUCCUAAUGUGCAAUAAAUCAUUUUACUCUGAACUAAACCAUCCCCAUAGAUAUCCAGGCUGGGAUGGAAUCUCUGUAGGCUCCCCUGGACAUUCACAACUCCCUACUAUUACACCACCAUGUGACCCCAAUCCCCUGGACAUUCACAACUCCCUACUAUUACAUCACCAUGUGACCCCAAGGGAAGGGCUGGUCUGUUGAACCUCAGAGAAUGAUACCUUCCCAUUCCUUUCCCCCCCCCAACCCUCACUUUUCUCACCCAAAUUGACAAUAUUUGUACAUAGAUGCCAACACCUGGAAGCAGAGCCAAAAAGGACUGCUGAUAGGUGACAGUGUCAGUUACACAGAAGGGAAGGCAUAAUUCCUCCUAGAAGCCCCCAUUGCAGACCCCUUCCACCCGCCACACAGCUGAGGCUAACUGCUCAGUGAGCAUCAUCACAACUACUGCCUAACUUCCAUGAUAUUCUAGAGCUGCAGAGAAGUCAGGAAGGCUGGAAAUGAUACGCCAGGUUAAGUGCCCAAGGUUAGUCAUCAGGUACCAGCUGCUUCCUUAAAACACUUUAUGGGUGUCCAGUAUGGGUUACCUCCCAAGCUUCUUAGUCACCACUAUGACCCAUUAGGGUUACUGGUGUCCAGGCCCCUGCACAGUGAGAAGGUGAGACAAAGCUUGGUAGAACCAGCAAGCUCGGUGUUGUAACAGGCUCCCAGACCUUAGGAGAUCCCCAGACCUUAGCACAACCUUCUCCAGGAUGGAAUUACCAUUCCUGCCAUAAAACUCAGCACACCGACAGCACCUCUUGCCAUAAUGAAAGCAAACACCCAAGCCACUGAAGUUCAUAGUUCUGGGAAAGUCUCUAAAUGCACUAACCUUGCUUUUUGGCUUCUGUAGUUUUGCUUCUGGCUAACUCUUCUUGUUAACUGAUAUUUGUCAGUCCAGGAUAUGGGUUUUAUUUUCUUAAAAAAGAAAAAAAAAAGCUCACCUUUAGAAAAACUUAGGACUGCACUGGGAUCCUGAACACUCAGUGUAGUCACCAGCCGGCUACUAAAGCCUGUCUAUUAGCUUAGACCUGUGUCUGAGCCGUCUUCUGGUGGAUACCCCACGACAUUUCUAAAUGUUCCACCAAGAUCCCCAGCGACUAGACCUUGAGACACUGGGGGUCUCUGUCUGAUCCUCAGAGCAGGGAAGAGUGCAGACGUCAAGGAACUCCUAAGGGGUGCAGAAAAGGAAGACUUUCCGGGACCCUAUGACUCCCUUUGAUCAACCUCUGCCUAAAGUUUUGGAGGAGUCUCCUCCACUGCAAUAGGAAAACAAAUUCUAAUGUCACCUCGUCUGUUACCCGCAAUGGUAAGUCUGGGUAAGGAGCCUUCUGUUUAAAGUACAACAGGGCGCUGCUGAUCCAGCGUCUGGGAUCCAUGUGAGACAUCACCAGACUCCCCUGGUCUGCUCAGGUGUAUGAAUGUGUGGUGGCCACCCCUGGUUGUCUUUACUGUGUGUCUCUCUGUGCAUCUCUAUUUCUGUCAGUUCUGUUGACUGGAGAAACAUCUAAAUGGUAGGGUCCUGUCCCAGUAUCUCCGUGGUCCACAACUUCCUGCAGGCUCACAGGUAGCAUCUGCUGCUGUUGCUGUGGCAAUGCUGGCAGCAAUGGUGGCCAUGAGGCCCACCUCAAUCUAGGUUCCUGGCCUCCCCAAGCACAACAAGCUGCCCCCAUUCUUGUAUUGGUGGGGUCGAGCAUCAUGUGCUCCACUGCGGUUGAAACUUCAGCCCUAGUUAUGGGGAAUAAAAACUUUUUUAAAAACUCAAACUCGCCGGGCGAUGGUGGGGCACGC